AUGCUCUUCCCGUACCCUUGUUGUCCUGCCCUAUCCACUCUCCCCCAUGCACCCUCUCUACCCUCCUUUCCAUCUCUGCAACCCCUAACCCGUCAAGCCAUCAGUUUUUCACCCAUGCCCUGCCCACUCCCCCCUUCCCCAUGCGACCUCUCCGCCCUCCCCCAUACACCCUCUCCGCCCUCCCCCGUGCCUUACCCUCUCCACCCUCUCUGCUUGCCUCUCCAGGCGCUGGCACGGCUAGCAACGCACUUCGCGCGUGUGGGAGUGCGUGUGUGCAGUGACGAGUGGGUCAUGGCAGAGCACGUGGCCGCCAUGCACCGAGCACACGCCGAGAAGAUGUACAGACCUGCUCUCAGCCGCCUGCACAUAGUGCAGAACUGCGGAGCUGCCAACCCCAAGGUCCCCUCACCCGCUACUCGCUUCCUUCCUCUCAACCCCUCCACACCCCUUUCCGGCUCGCCCCUUCCUCUACCUCUCCCCCCCAGGCCUGCUCUCAGCCGCCUGCACAUAGUGCAGAACUGCGGAGCUGCCAACCCCAAGGACCCCUUCUUCCAUGCCGCCCGCGACCUUUGUGCACCCUCCCCCUCCAACCCUCCCUCCUCGUCCCCUUGA
Molecule: messenger RNA, 612 nt
Organism: Closterium sp. Naga37s-1
Lineage: Eukaryota; Viridiplantae; Streptophyta; Zygnematophyceae; Desmidiales; Closteriaceae
Source: the annotation of a GenBank genome assembly